Messenger RNA from Eubalaena glacialis (North Atlantic right whale), 762 nucleotides. RefSeq names its product granzyme B-like. NCBI's taxonomy places the organism in Eukaryota, Metazoa, Chordata, Mammalia, Artiodactyla, Balaenidae. The transcript has 5 exons. The record is from RefSeq and is a predicted model, not a curated record. Gene Ontology annotation, cellular component: cytoplasm; intracellular membrane-bounded organelle. Gene Ontology annotation, molecular function: serine-type endopeptidase activity. Gene Ontology annotation, biological process: proteolysis. Bases 16 to 762 code for a protein of 248 amino acids.
AGCCUUCCUGGUAAGAUGCAGCCACUCCUGCUCCUGCUCCUGUUGGCCUUUUUACUGCCCCCCAGGGCAAAGGCAGGGGAGAUCAUCGGGGGCCAUGAGGCCAAGCGCCACUCCCGCCCCUACAUGGCGUUUCUUCAGAUCUGGGACCAGGAUGACCGAAAAAGGUGCGGUGGGUUCCUGAUUCGAGAGGACUUUGUGCUGACAGCCGCUCACUGCUGGGGAAGCUCAGUCAACGUCACCCUGGGGGCCCACAACAUCAAGGUUCGGGAGAGGACCCAGCAGGUCAUCCCGGUGAGAAAAGCCAUCCCCCACCCAGACUAUAAUAAAAAGAACUACUCCAAUGACAUCAUGUUACUAAAGCUGGAGAGAAAGGCCAAGCAGACUGCAGCCGUGAGACCCCUCAGCCUGCCCAGGGGCAAGGCCCGGGUGAAGCCAGGACAGGUGUGCAGUGUAGCCGGCUGGGGGCAGGUCGCUAUGGGCACGUACUCAGACACACUGCAGGAGGUAAAGCUGACCAUACAGAAGGAUCAAGAGUGUGAAUCCCACUUACACAAUUAUUACAACAACACCAUUCAGCUGUGUGUGGGGGACCCAAAGGAAAACAAAGCUUCCUUUAAGGGGGACUCCGGGGGCCCUCUGGUGUGUAACAAUGUGGCCCAGGGCAUUGUCUCCUAUGGACAAAAAAAUGGGUCACCUCCACGGGCCUGCACCAAAGUCUCAAGUUUCCUGCCCUGGAUAAAGAAAACCAUGAAAACCCUCUGA